AUGGGCAGCGGCCCUGCCAUGCUCGCGCUGCUGCUGCUCGCGCCGAAACGACCGCGGCUCCCCCGCAUGGCCGCCAUCAUCAACGCAAACAACACGCCAAAACGGCGCCGGGGCCUGCCGCCGCUGCCCACGGCGCUCGUCCGCGGCGGCCGGCGCGGCACGUCCCUCAAGGCCCCGCCGGUGGUCCAGCCGGCGCCGCGCCUGCCGAUCGCGAAGGCGCUCGCGGCCUUCGCGGCCCUCGCGGCGUCCGCGACGCUCGCGCUGUCGCGGCUCGAGUGCUCGCUGCCGGACGCCGCGUGGCUCGUCGCCACGACGGCCACGACGACGGGCUUCGGCGACGUCGCGCCGAUAACGCCCGCGGGCCGCGCCGUCUGCUGCGGCGUCGCCCUCGCGGGCUUCGGCCUCGUGGGCACGCUCGCCGCGCGCGUCGUCGACGACUGGGUCGCUCGGCAAAGAAACCCGGGCCGGCGGCGGCGGCGGUCCGGGCUCCGCCUCGGCCUCGCGGCGGCGUGCCUCCUCCUGUUCGGCGCCGCGGGGCUGCGGCGCUGCGACGGCCUCGCGUGGGGCGACGCGCUCUACCUGUCGGUCAUGGUCGCGACGACGACGGGCUACGGCGACGUCGUCCCGUCGGCCGCGGGCCGGCCCUUCGCGGCGGCCUUUGGCCUGUUGUCCGCCGUGACCUUCUCGAAUUUGGUCGGCGCGCUCGCCGUCGCGCCCCUCGAGCGCGAGCUCGCGGCCGCGCGGCGCGCGGCGCUCGUGUCGUACCCCGCGGAGCGGGACACGGGCGAUUCGACGUACCCGGAGCUCACGCCCGCGACGCUCGCGGAGCUCGCGCGCGGCGCCGUCGUCACGGACCUGGGGCUCUCCAGGAACUCCUCGAACAUCUCCCGCGACGAGUUCACGCUCCUCCUCCUCGUGAAGCAGGGCCUCGUCGCGCCCGGCGACCUCGACGACGCGCACGCGCGCUUCGACGCCCUCGACGCGGACAAGACGGGCGUCCUCUCCCAGGCGGACCUGGACCUCGCCGGCGACGCGCGCCGGGACGCGAGCCGGCCCGCGCCGGGCGACGGCGCGAGCGAGCCGGCGGCGCGCCUCGGCGGCGGGCGCCUCGGCGGCGGGCGCCGCGCGCGCAUGAGUCGCGCCGCGCUCUUCCUCGCGGCGUCGGCGGCGGCCCAGGCCCCGGUCAACGUCACCGUCGUCGCCCUGGCCCUGCCGGCCUACGGCGAGGCGACGACGCGCGUCUGGCGCGCCCUCGGCGUCGAGGGCCUCCACGUGGGCUGCGGGCCGGCGCUGCGGUCCGGCGCGCUGAACAGCGACCUCGCGAGCCCCGUCGCGGCCGCCGGCGUCGACGCGCCCUUCGUCGGCGUCGACGGCCUCGCGGGCGGCCGGCGCUACUUUUUGAGGCACGACGCGACGGAGCCGUUCCCGCUGCCCGACGGGGCCGUGGACUACGUCUACGCGGAGCACUUCAUCGAGCACGUGCCCCGGUCGGGCGCGCUCGCCUUCCUCAGGGAGGCGCGGCGGCUCCUCUCGCGCGGCGGCGUCCUCAGGGUGCCCGACCUCGCCGCGUACGCGGCGUCCUACCUCGGCGACGGGUCGUUCCUCGCCGCGCGCCACCGGCUCAACGGCGACCUCUUCGACCUGCCGCCGGGCGCCGCGACGCUCAACAACAUCUUCACCGCCUACGGCCACGGCCGCGGCUACCUCUACGACUACGCGGAGUUUUUGGGGCUCCUCGACGAGGCGGACCUCGGCUGCGCGCCCGAGCGGGCGGCGUUCCGCGAGAGCCGACGCAUCCCGGACGUCGCCGCGGCCUUCGAUGGCCUCUCCCGGGCCCACGAGUCCUUCUACGUCGACGUUGACUUGAUCGACGCGAGGCAGGCGCAGAGCGCCGUGAACUCGGAGAGCGGCGCGGCGAACUCGACGCAGUACGUGUCGGCCAUGGUCCGCGCGAGCGUGAGGCACACGCGGCCCGCGCGGUCCGCCAACUGGAAAUUCUUCGCGCUGGGCCGCACGUCGACGUCCUUGGGGAAGUGGAGCACCCAGCCCUCGCCGUCCCAGUGCACGGGCACGCUGGCCUGGAGGCGGAACGCGAACAUCGGCGCGUCGUGCCUCACGGGCAGCGCCGUCAUCGCGCUCACGAACCCGCUCGACUGCCUCAAGAGCCGCUUCCAGGUCGCGCCGCACAGCGGCGGCGGCGUCGCCGCCUUCGCGCGCGCGCUCGUCGCCGGCGACGGCCUCUGGCGCGGCCUCUGGCGGCCGGGCCUCGCGACGAACGUGUGCGCCUGCACGAUCUCCGUGGGCACGCGGAUCGGUCUGUACCCGACGCUCCGCGAUUCGUUCGCGCCGGCCGAGGCGCGGCGGUCGCCGCUCUUCAUGUACGCGUCGGGCCUCGCGGGCGGCGCGCUGGGCUACAGCGUCGCCGCGCCUUUUUUUUACGCGACGCGCGUCGCGCACGUGCGCGACCUCGGGCCGGGCCUCGCGACGCUCCGGCGCCUCGCGGCGCCGGGCGUACGGGCGCUCUGGCGGGGCGCGCCGCUCCUCGUCGCGCGCGGCGCGGUCAUGUCCGGCACGCAGCUCGCGACCUACGACUCGGCCAAGGGCUUCGCCGUGGACCGGGGGUUGCUGGACGACGGGCCCGCGUUACAUUGCGCCGCGUCGCUGUGCGCGUCGGUCUCGCUGACGACGGCCAUGGUCCCGCUCGACGUGACGCUGACGCACUACCAGGCGUCGCCCCCGGGCGCCGGCGGCGUCGCGGCCUGCGCGCGGGGCCUCCUCGCGGCGCGCGGGCCGCGCGUCUUCGUCCGCGGCUGGCUGCCGCUCUGGGCGCGGUUCCUGCCGUCGACGGUGCUCACGCCUCGGCCCGCGGCGCGCGUCGCGACGAGGAGCAACACCGUCGACAAGGGCACCGUGCCGACCAAAGCCCCGUCGCCGUCGACGACGCAGUAG
Aureococcus anophagefferens is the source of this 2949-nucleotide messenger RNA. RefSeq lists its product as hypothetical. The transcript has 8 exons. Gene Ontology annotation, biological process: potassium ion transmembrane transport. Gene Ontology annotation, cellular component: membrane. The record is from RefSeq and is a predicted model, not a curated record. Bases 1 to 2949 code for a protein of 982 amino acids. Gene Ontology annotation, molecular function: potassium channel activity; S-adenosylmethionine-dependent methyltransferase activity. NCBI's taxonomy places the organism in Eukaryota, Pelagophyceae, Pelagomonadales, Pelagomonadaceae.